This is a messenger RNA of Cyphomyrmex costatus, 333 nucleotides long. Its product is annotated as major royal jelly protein 3-like. Lineage: Eukaryota; Metazoa; Arthropoda; Insecta; Hymenoptera; Formicidae. The record is from RefSeq and is a predicted model, not a curated record. Bases 1 to 333 code for a protein of 110 amino acids. The transcript is spliced from 3 exons.
AUGAGGUAUCUCUUUCGUGAUCUAUUAAUUCUAUGUAUGGUAAUUGAGGGUUUUGGAAUCAAAGUAAAUUAUAUAUACAAAUGGAAAUAUGCCGACUUCACAUGGGAAAGUAACGAACAGAAGGAAGACGCAAUAAAUUCUGGCACGUACAAUCGUUCUGCGUUCCCGUUAUACGAUGUAGACAAAGCAGAAGAUGGUAGAAUAUUCAUUACUGCGUCAAGAGAACUAGGUCCUGGUGCACCUGCUACCUUGGCGACUGUAACAGAUGAGAUAGGACCAGGGGGGCCACUUUUACGACCAUAUCCGGAUUGGAGUUGGCAUAAUAGUUAUUAG